Lolium perenne is the source of this 1738-nucleotide messenger RNA. RefSeq names its product cytochrome P450 94C1-like. Lineage: Eukaryota; Viridiplantae; Streptophyta; Magnoliopsida; Poales; Poaceae. The record is from RefSeq and is a predicted model, not a curated record. Gene Ontology annotation, molecular function: heme binding; oxidoreductase activity, acting on paired donors, with incorporation or reduction of molecular oxygen; iron ion binding.
UUGACUCUCCCACACCAAGCUCACAUAUUUUCCUCAUCGAUCUCCAACCAGCUCCAUAUUUCCGUCGAAUCCAACAGCAAUGGAUGCCGCCAUGGAGUUGUCAUGGGGCGCGCGGUGCGCAGGGCUGCUCUUCUUCGGCUCCUCCAUCUUCCUGGUGGCUCUCGCCGCGGUGCUCCUGCUCCUGCGCCGGUGGCCGUGGUGCAGCUGCCAUGUGUGCCGGGCGUACCUCACGGGGUCCUGGGCGAGGGACUUCACCAACCUCGGCGACUGGUACGCGCACCUGCUGCGCCAGUCGCCGACGGCCACCGUCCACAUCCACGUCCUCGGCUGCACCGUCACCGCCAACCCCGGCAACGUCGAGUACAUGCUCAAGACCAACUUCGACAACUUCCCCAAGGGCAAGCAAUUCGCCGCGCUCCUCGGCGACCUCCUCGGUGGCGGCAUCUUCAACGUCGACGGCGACGCCUGGCGCCACCAGCGCAAGAUGGCCAGCCUCGAGCUCGGCAGCGUCACCGUGCGCUCCUACGCCUACAAGAUCGUCGCCCAGGAGGUGGAGACCCGCCUCAUGCCGCUCCUGACCGACGUCGCCGACAAGGGCACGGUCGUCGACCUCCAGGACGUGUUCCGCCGAUUCGCCUUCGACACCAUCUGCAAGAUCUCCUUCGGGCUGGACCCAGGCUGCCUCGAGGCCGACAUGCCCAUGUCGGACCUAGCCGACGCGUUCGACACCGCGUCGCGGCUCUCCGCGAUGCGGGGCGCGGCCGCCUCGCCUUUGGUGUGGAAGAUGAAGCGGAUGCUCAACAUUGGCUCCGAGAGGGAGCUCAAGAAGGCGAUCAAGCUCGUCGACGACCUCGCGGCAGCGAUGAUUCUGCAGCGCCGGAAGCUGGGCUUCGAGAACAGCCACGACCUCCUGUCCAGGUUCAUGGCCUCCGACGGAGACGUGCAUGCCAUGGACGACAAGUACCUCCGCGACAUCGUCGUCAGCUUCCUCCUCGCCGGGCGGGACACGGUGGCCUCCGCGCUCACCACGCUCUUCAUCCACCUGUCCCAGAACCCCGAGGUCGCGGCCGCCAUUCGCGCGGAGGCCGGCGGCGGCAAGCCGUCCACCAACGGCUACGAGCACCUCAAGAGCCUGCAGUACACCCACGCGGUGCUGUACGAGAACAUGAGGCUGUUCCCCCCGGUGCAGUUCGACUCCAAGUUCUGCGCCGCCGCCGACGUUCUCCCGGACGGCACCUACGUGGAGGGCGAGUCGCGCGUCAUGUACCACCCGUACGCCAUGGGACGCAUGCCGACCAUCUGGGGCGCCGACUACGAGGCGUUCCGCCCGGAAAGAUGGCUCACCGGCCCCGGCGGCUCGUUCGCGCCGGCGAGCCUGUACAAGUACCCGGUCUUCCAGGGCGGCCUCCGCGUGUGCCUGGGCAAGGAACUCGCCAUCACCGAGAUGAAGGCGGUCAGCGUGGCCGUGGUGAGGGCGUUCGACGUGGAGGUGGUCGGAGACAACGGCCGCAGUGGCUGCGCGCCCAAGUUUGUGCCGGGCCUCACCGCUUCCAUCAGAGGCGGGCUCCCCGUGAGGAUCAGGCGCGUUUCAACUACGAAUUCAGAAUUCAGAUAACGAAGCAGUAGACUUUUUUUUCUCUCUCAGCUGAUAGGAGAUGCGACAAGAGUGUACAUUGCAGUAGAGGAGCAGAUAUCACUAGGAAAGUUGUUUCAUCAAUAAGAAAUCGGAAUUUCUCCA